AGGGCGUAGUAGGCGGAAGUAGGGGAGAAGCGGCUGCUACGCGGAGCGGAGGAGGCAGGCACCCGAGUGCUAGCAGGAGCUGGGUGGGAACCAUGGCCGGGAUCACCACCAUCGAGGCGGUGAAACGCAAGAUCCAGGUUCUGCAGCAGCAGGCUGACGAUGCAGAGGAGAGGGCCGAGCGCCUCCAGCGGGAGGUGGAGGGAGAAAGGCGGGCUCGGGAACAGGCUGAAGCCGAGGUGGCCUCUUUGAACCGUAGGAUCCAGCUGGUUGAAGAGGAGCUGGACCGUGCUCAGGAGCGCCUGGCCACUGCCCUGCAAAAGCUGGAGGAAGCCGAAAAAGCUGCUGAUGAGAGUGAGAGAGGUAUGAAGGUUAUUGAAAACCGAGCCUUAAAAGAUGAAGAAAAGAUGGAACUUCAGGAAAUCCAACUCAAAGAAGCGAAGCACAUUGCAGAAGAGGCAGAUAGGAAGUACGAAGAAGUGGCUCGUAAGUUGGUGAUUAUUGAGGGGGACUUGGAACGCACAGAAGAACGAGCUGAACUGGCAGAGUCCCGUUGCCGAGAGAUGGAUGAGCAGAUCAGACUGAUGGACCAGAACCUGAAGUGUCUGAGUGCUGCUGAAGAAAAGUACUCUCAAAAAGAAGACAAAUACGAGGAAGAGAUAAAGAUUCUUACUGAUAAACUCAAGGAGGCAGAGACCCGAGCUGAGUUUGCUGAGAGAUCGGUAGCUAAGCUGGAAAAGACAAUUGAUGAUUUGGAAGAUAAACUGAAAUGCACCAAAGAGGAGCACCUCUGUACACAAAGGAUGCUGGACCAGACUCUGCUCGACCUGAAUGAGAUGUAGAGCACCCCGCUCCAGCCCUGCCGCUGCUCCUCCCUCUGACCCCGACUCUGCCUGAGGCCAGCCUGCCCGAAGCUGACCUUUCAAACCGAGGGCUGAUUUUUAACUGGAAGGCUGCUUUCUCUUUUUGCCGCCCCUACAACUCCCACCCCUGUAUUUUUCCACCAAACUGUCUCUGCCUCUCUCCAGAGAUUCCAGUUGGUUUAGAGGCUAAGCACCUUUGGGAACAACAUUUAAGGGAAUGUGAGCACAAUGCGAAAGUGUCUUUAAAAAGCAUGUUGUGAUGUACACAUUUUGUAAUUAACUUUUUUUGUUAUUGAUGUAGCAACCAUUUAUUAGACAUUCCAAAUAAUUGUCUAAUCUUUAUCUCACUUUUUGGAAGAUAACUUUUCAGCUUAUGCAUAUUGUCCUCUACAUAGAAGAGGGAAAGAGGUAUGGGCCUUACAGAGAGCCAAAAAGAGCCCAGAGAAAGACUCCACUAUGGGAAACCCUGUUCUGUACAGAGUACUGGCCAAGCCAAAUGGUGAUUCCAGGAGGAGUUAGUCAAAAAGAAAAAGCUAGUGCUGUCAGGUUUUUAGCUUUAAGGUAUCUUUGGCCAAUUUCAUUUUUGUUCUUGUGGGGAUUUUUGGGGUUUUUUUUGAUUUUGGGUUUUUUUUUUCUUCUUCUUUACAAGUGACCAAAUGAUUUAAAAUGGUGAAACCUCUGAGACCAAAUUCUUGUCCCUUCUUUCUACCCCUUCCUAGUUGCUCACAGAAUGGAUCAUGUGCCCCUAUGUUAAAGUGACCAAUUAUGCUUCCUUGACUCCAAGACAGAAAAGAAAAUUAUGUUUUUGCCAUGAUUUAGCCAUAUGAAACUCAUCUCAUCACCCUUUUUUGGGUCUGAAGCUGCUGUCUUUUAAAAGUGCCAUCUCAUUGUGCUUCAUAUAUUAGUGUUGCAGACACCUUGAAUAGCUUACGUACAAAACUUUUUGUAUUAUUUUGAAACUUUGUUUUUUUUGGUGUUGGGGUACACUGGCCACCCCAUCUGGAUUUUGAGAGCUCUCUUUAGUCAGUGGGCUGGCUUUGUGCGGAUUUUAAAAUUUCUUUCCUCACCUAGUACCCCCUCUUAGUGAGGUUUCUGUGAGGUCUGUUUGGUGUGCAUCCUACAGCUUGCUGGCUUAAACUGUACUCUCCUUUGGUGUGGCCUCUUGGGGAGCCGGUUGGGAGAAAGAGAAACCAAUUGUGUAACUGUUUUGAUACUGAAAAUUGACAUGUCUUUUUGAAAUAAAGAACCAGUCCCUCCAACCCUCAGACCUACUUGAGUUCAUUUACCAAUCCAGGUAUGAUUUCUCCAGGCACUAUAAGGGGCUAAAAAACAGAACUUUGUGGUGGGAGCAACAGGAUUUACGUAGAACACAUGCUUUGGAAGCUCAUCAAAACUGGGUUCAAAAUCAGCUCUGAAAUUCCUAUCUGUAUGUCUUGAUCGGUCAUUUAGUUUCAUUGCCUAUAACAUAAAGCUA
Molecule: messenger RNA, 2334 nt
Organism: Condylura cristata (star-nosed mole)
Lineage: Eukaryota; Metazoa; Chordata; Mammalia; Eulipotyphla; Talpidae
Gene: TPM3
Product: tropomyosin 3
Exons: 8
Coding region: 93-839 (248 amino acids)
Biological process (GO): muscle contraction; actin filament organization
Cellular component (GO): actin filament
Molecular function (GO): actin filament binding
Source: RefSeq, a predicted model, not a curated record